AUGAAGCUUUUCACAGGCCUCAUUCUCUGCUCCUUGGUGCUGGAAGUCCACAGUGGAUGGUUUUCCUUCCUUGGUGAGGCUUACGAAGGGACUAAAGACAUGUGGAGAGCCUACUCUGACAUGAGAGAAGCCAAUUACAAAAAUUCAGACAAGUACUUCCAUGCCCGGGGCAACUAUGAUGCUGCCCAAAGGGGACCUGGGGGUGUCUGGGCUGCUGAAGUGAUCAGCAAUGCCAGAGAGAAUAUUCAGAGAGUCACAGACCUUUUUAAGCCUGGAGACAGUGGCCACGGACUGGAGGACUCGAGGGCCGACCAGGAGGCCAAUGAAUGGGGCCGGAGCGGCAAAGACCCCAAUCACUUCAGACCUGCAGGCCUGCCCGACAAGUACUGA
This is a messenger RNA of Mesoplodon densirostris (Blainville's beaked whale), 390 nucleotides long. RefSeq names its product serum amyloid A-2 protein-like. The record is from RefSeq and is a predicted model, not a curated record. The coding region runs from base 1 to 390 and encodes 129 amino acids. Gene Ontology annotation, cellular component: extracellular region. NCBI's taxonomy places the organism in Eukaryota, Metazoa, Chordata, Mammalia, Artiodactyla, Ziphiidae. The transcript is spliced from 3 exons.